Molecule: messenger RNA, 1164 nt
Organism: Rana temporaria (common frog)
Lineage: Eukaryota; Metazoa; Chordata; Amphibia; Anura; Ranidae
Gene: RNF183
Product: ring finger protein 183
Exons: 3
Coding region: 500-1054 (184 amino acids)
Biological process (GO): protein ubiquitination
Molecular function (GO): ubiquitin protein ligase activity
Source: RefSeq, a predicted model, not a curated record
ACCACCGCUCUGUUUUUUAUGUGCAUUUAUUUUUGCUGAUGUUUGGUUGCCUUGAUGUCAGUUUUUAGUGUGCUGUUUUAAUGAACCCUUUUGUUGAAACAUAUUGCACUAUGAGGCCGUCCCUUAUGCUCUGGGAUUUAUCCUUGAGCUGCCAGAUUGGAUAUCAGCUUUUCCAAAGAUACCGGCGUCUAUUGAAAAACCAUCCAUUGAGUCCACUUUUACAGCUGAAGGUGUUGGAGCCUGAUGGGAUCAUCGUCCAGUGUCUGAUACUGCUGUCAUCUGGAAUUUGGUUCGUUUUUACAGCCCAGUGCGUUGGAGCAUGGUGGGAUUAUUAUCUAAUGCUUGAAACUACUGCUAUCUGGUCGAUAUACCAUCAUGAAAUAGGUGAGCAUAUUGCAGAGAUUGGCACGGGGCACCAUGCAUGGCAUUUAUCACCACCUGGUGAAAAUUAACUUUCGUUGUACAGGAAUAUACAACAAAUGAUAAACAAGGCAUCGCUAUGGCAGACACCACAAAGCUGGAUCCAGACUAUGAGUGCCCCAUUUGCUGGAACCCUUACAAUAACACCUUCCGCAUUCCCAAACUCUUAACAUGUCACCAUUCCUUUUGUUUGGAGUGCCUGGCCCGUCUGAGCUUUGCCACUCAUAUUCACAACCGGCUGCAAUGCCCACUGUGUCGCCAAACCACAGCUCUCCAUUUAGAUCAGACGGUUACGAACUUACCCAACAACACCACCAUACUGGGCCAGCUUAAGCUAGAGCCAGAGAGAAAUGGACUAUGUGCUAGAGACUCUCGGAGGCUAAAUUUCUUCCAACGGCCACCCUCCGUCUAUACCCUCAACAUGGGUCAUGACACGGGGUCCAUAGACGAAACUUACCAGACGGACCUCCAGCCCACAUUAACCACUAUUCCCUCAGAUGAAUCUACCUGGCAGUGUUUGCACAACCCUCAGUUCCGGAUGUUUUCUUACCUCAUGAUUACUAUGCUGGUGGUGAGCUUGCUUCUAAUAUUUUCCAUAUUCUGGACCCGCAAGAUGUUUUUGGGACCAGGCUGACGCAAAUCAGCGGCAUGAUGAUACUAAUGUCACAACACACCCCUACUGCUAUCCAGCUACAGCCUGCGUGGAUUGACAAUGUGGACUUUCCAUCUGAACAAGUUGAAAAA